AUGGCACCAUUAACUGAAAAGCCUGAAUCAAGAGAUAAAGAAAAUCCAGAAGUGAAAAAGGCAAGUCCCUCUGCCACAAUGAGCUCUGAACACGAAGAAAUUGAUGUUGCAAAAACUGUUGUCAAUGGUCUGAGCAGCAAUGGACAAGAAAAAGCUGUUGACGUCCCUUUAUGUACACGCUCUAUUUCUGCCGUUAAAAUAAUCCCUGUGAAGAAAGUGAAAAGUUCUCCUCACCUAGUGCUGCCUACAGAAAUGGAUCCCACUAGAGUCUGCAGCGGAAAAGGAGCUGUGACCCUCCGGGCAUCUCCAGCCACUGAAGAGAAUCAGAAUAUCACUUCACCAUGUUCUCAGGAUGUUGAGCAACCUGAAAGUUUGAAGCCAGAAAACACAGAAACAGAUGACUGGAGGUCGUCAUCUAAUAUUGAUGCCAAUGGGGAUGCCCAACCAUCUUCUCUGGCUGCCAAGGGUUAUAGGAGUGUGCGUCCGAACCUUUCCUCAGACAGCAAGCCCCAGGAUGCCACUGCCACCACCACAGCUCAACCUGGAGUUAUAGUAGUCCCCCUCGUUCAGGUUAAUCCAGACAGACAGCAAGAAGGCAGCUCCAGCACUCCACCACCGCCUCUGGUUCCUUUCGGGCAAGGCUCCGUAUUCUCUGAGACUGUUUCUCCUGGCUCACCCUUGACUUUUCCGACUCUAGAUGAUUUCAUUCCCCCACAUCUCCAGAGGGGUUCCCACCAUAACCAAGCACCCUCCACAUCUGGCACAUUACCCUCUGUUUACCCGAAACUGCCAUUCUUCUCAUCACCACCUUCACUUGUCCCUCCAGUCACAGGGGCUUUGCACAGGGGCUUGAAGCCUGAAAUCACUGGAGUCAUCCCACAUACAGACCCAGGUCCUGUGCUAAAUGAAGUGCCCCAGCCUGGCACUGGCACUGACUAUCCAACCUCCUUCACUUCAAUCAACAAGUCUUCCUCUGCCUAUCCCUCUACCACAAUUGUCAAUCCCACUAUUGUCCUCUUGCAGCACAAUCGAGAGCAGCAAAAAAGGCUUAGUAGUAGCCUGGCAGAUUCAGUGCCAGACAGACUAGUUUCUGAUAAAGUUGAUUCAGCACUCGUACGGGACAAGCCGGUUCAGGAGACAGUGCCAAGCAUGAAGAGGGCAAUGGAGGAAAAGAGAAGCAUUGUCAAGAGCCCUCAGCACGUGGCUGAUACCUCUGUCGAUGAUAUUGGCAUUCCACUGAGGAAUACAGAGAGAUCGAAGGACUGGUACAAGACAAUGUUCAAACAGAUCCACAAGUUAAAUAGAGACACUCCUGAAGAAAAUCCUUAUUGCCCUACCUACAUAUUUCCUGAACUUCCUGAAAUCCAGCAAAAAACUGAAGAAGACAAUCCUUAUUCUCCUACAUACCAGUUUCCUGCGUCUACUCCUAGUCCUAUCUCUGAAGAUGAAGAUUCUGAUUCAUAUUCUCCUCGUUAUUCCUAUUCUGAGGACAGCAGAACCCAGCUUUCAGUUCCGCGCUCCAAGAGUGAGAUGGACAAUAUUGAUUCAGAGAAGGUUGUUAAGAGGUCUGCCACUUUGCCACUGCCAAACCGUACUUCGUCGCUGAAAUCAAGCCCAGAAAGAACUGACUGGGAGCCUCCAGACAAGAAGGUGGACACCAGAAAAUACCGUGCAGAGCCCAGGAGCAUUUAUGACUAUCAGCCAGGAAAAUCCUCGGUUCUGAACAAUGAAAAGAUGACUCGGGAUAUAAGCCCAGAAGAGAUAGAUUUAAAGAAUGAACCUUGGUAUAAAUUCUUUUCGGAAUUGGAGUUUGGGAAACCGCCUCCAAAAAAGAUUUGGGAUUAUACUCCUGGAGAUUGCUCUAUCCUUACUAGAGAGGAUAGAAAGACUGAUCUAGAAAAAGACCUCUACCUCUACCAGACUGAGUUAGAGGCAGAUUUAGAAAAAAUGGAGAAGCUUUAUAAAGCGCCACAUAAAAAGCCACAGAAGAAUACAGCAGGUGUUACUCCUCUGGAAACUUCCACAGACCAUUCUUCCUACUCCACAUAUUCACCCAACUACCAUGCAGUGAAAAAGGAGUCAGAACCACCACUGGGGGACCCUGCUGGCUUGGAGAAUGAAAGGCAGAUUUACAAGAGUGUGUUGGAAGGUGGAGAUAUCCCGUUCCAGGGGCUGAGUGGUCUCAAGCGACCUUCUAGCUCUGCUUCCACAAAAGAUUCAGAAUCACCAAGGCAUUUUGCACCAGUUGAUUACAUGGAAACUCCAGAAGAAAUUAUCCGCAGACGGCACGAUGAUAAAGAGAAACUUUUAGAGGACCAGAGACGGCUUAAACGUGAGCAAGAAGAAGCUGAUAUUGCAGCUAGAAGGCACACAGGGGUUAUUCCAACGCACCAUCAGUUUAUCACUAAUGAGCGAUUUGGGGACCUCCUAAAUAUAGACGAUACAGCAAAGAGGAAAUCUGGGUCAGAGAUGAGACCUGCUAGAGCCAAGUUUGACUUUAAAGCGCAGACGCUAAAGGAACUUCCUCUGCAGAAAGGAGAUAUUGUUUACAUUUACAAGCAGAUUGACCAGAACUGGUAUGAAGGCGAACACCAUGGCAGAGUUGGCAUCUUCCCACGGUCAUACAUAGAGCUCCUCCCACCAGCUGAGAAAGCUCAGCCCAAAAAGCCAUCACCAGUGCAAGUAUUGGAAUAUGGAGAUGCUGUUGCUAAGUUCAACUUCAAUGGAGAUACACAAGUGGAAAUGUCCUUCAGAAAGGGUGAAAGGAUCACGUUGAUUCGACGAGUGGAUGAGAAUUGGUAUGAAGGAAGAAUCUCUGGCACCAGUCGCCAAGGCAUCUUCCCUGUCACUUACGUGGAGGUGCUCAAACGGCCAGUGGUCAAGAAUGCCAUCGACUAUCCUGACCCCCCAAUGUCCCUCUCCCCUAAUCGCAGCAUGACGGCUUCACCACAGUCUCCCAGCUCUGAGCUGCUCCAUACACCAACUCCUCCGCCUUUGCCUUUCGCGCGCCGCGCCUUAUCUCCAGAGGUGCAGGCGGUCACAUCCGAGUGGAUUGCUCUGACCGUGGGAGUGUCUCCUAGCACCACUCCUGCCAUAACUCCUCCAUUGCCUCCUCUGCCUGAAGCCUCUCUCUCUCACACUGACUCUCUCUCGCCUUCUGCUGCAGCCAGCCCUUCUCCCCCGGUCAGCCUCCACCAUUCUCAUCUCUCUGGCUCCUCGACUCCCAGGUCCAUUAAAUCCCCAUUGCCCUCUUACUCAUCCAGACCUCAGUCCUCCGCUCACAGUUUCUAUCAGGCCACUCCACAAAACGAAGAGAAGUUUGUCGCCUCCCCUUCUCCCAGUGUGAGCUUCUCCAGCUCCCCUCGCUGGGCAGUGGAGAGCCCUGACAGCAUCCUCGCAGAGCAGCGUGACACCCCUGGCAGCCAAGCCUGGCUCCAAAAGACUAGAGAGGGCAGCAGCAACCCUGAGCAGGGGACUCACACUGUUCCCAAGAUCUCUGUUGAGAGCUGCCUGAAACCAUCCCAACUAGACAUGCGUGUGAGCCCAGAAAAGAGACCUGUGGGUUCCUCUGAGGACAACCAGUUGUGUCAGGAGCUAAUGGCUAUUGUGCAGGGAGGUAAAACAGAGAAAAGAAGCGUGAGGAAAGGUGAUCUGGGAAAAUUUCAAAGCUGGGAAAAGAAGACUGCAGACUCAAAAGCAUUCUCUUCAUCUGCUCCUCUCUCUUCCUCUGCCCUCUCUUCCUCUACUGUCACAACACAGCCACCUCCCCGACUCACACGCAGAGUCAAUAAGUCACAGCCUUCCCACCAUUCAUUGAGAGCUGGACCAGAUCUCACAGAGUCUGAAAAGAGCUAUGUGGAAGCAGUUUGCAAUGAGAUCAUAAACAUUGCAGAAAAGUCUGUUCAUUACUGCAGUACUAUUUCUCAGCCUCUUGACUCUCGCCACAAGGUGACCUCUAAUGACCAUAAACCAUCUCUCAUCAUUUCUCAGCAACCUCAAGCACAGCAGCAAGGAGCCAGCCCUGACAGAAGUCAAACACCACGAGACAUAGUUAGCUACCAAGCCCUCUACAGCUACACUCCUCAGAACGAUGAUGAGCUGGAACUGAGGGACGGUGACAUUGUCGAUGUCAUGGAGAAAUGUGAUGACGGCUGGUUUGUGGGUACAUCCAGAAGAACACGGCAGUUCGGCACCUUCCCAGGCAACUACGUGAAGCUUCUGUACCUGUAA
Messenger RNA from Mesitornis unicolor (brown roatelo), 4230 nucleotides. RefSeq names its product sorbin and SH3 domain containing 1 (gene SORBS1). Bases 1 to 4230 code for a protein of 1409 amino acids. Gene Ontology annotation, molecular function: protein binding. Gene Ontology annotation, biological process: cell-substrate adhesion. The record is from RefSeq and is a predicted model, not a curated record. Gene Ontology annotation, cellular component: cytoplasm; cell-substrate junction; nucleus. The transcript has 34 exons. Lineage: Eukaryota; Metazoa; Chordata; Aves; Mesitornithiformes; Mesitornithidae.